This is a messenger RNA of Monopterus albus (swamp eel), 3091 nucleotides long. It is a transcript of the gene gdpgp1, whose product is annotated as GDP-D-glucose phosphorylase 1. NCBI's taxonomy places the organism in Eukaryota, Metazoa, Chordata, Actinopteri, Synbranchiformes, Synbranchidae. Gene Ontology annotation, biological process: glucose metabolic process. Gene Ontology annotation, cellular component: cytoplasm. The coding region runs from base 205 to 1302 and encodes 365 amino acids. Gene Ontology annotation, molecular function: GDP-D-glucose phosphorylase activity. The record is from RefSeq and is a predicted model, not a curated record. The transcript has 3 exons.
CAUGGCAAAGGCAACAACGGAAGUUAGCUAAACCGCGAGCUAACCUAGCAAACCAAAAGAAAGAAAAUGGAUUAGAAAAAACGAUGUGACUUAUUUGUGCCGUUUGAAGGCGUUUAAUGUUGUCUGUUUCCAGACGCUGGCUGUAACACGGUGACACCGAGCCGAAAUAUAAAUAAAUCUCACUGUUCGCCAGCAGACCCAACCAUGCCGCUCCAAUUUGUAUACAGCAACCAGGACUUUGUCAUAGAUGUGUGUCGGAGCAGUGGAAAUGGACACAGGCUGGCAUCACCGCCAGUAAAGUUUGACAGAAUCAUCCAAGCAGGCUGGAGAGACAGGAUGGAGAGGGGACUUUUCCGCUACCAUCUGGGUGAUUUACAAACACGUAUCCUGCCGGGCCCACAUGGCUAUGUGGCCCAGCUGAAUGUUCAAAGAGGAACAGAGAGAAGAAAGCCUCAGGAAAUACUGAGCAUCCAGCAGGAGUUUGAUGGCAAGCAGUUUAAUUUUAACAGAAUCAAUCCAGAAGAAAUCAUAUUUGAGAUGAUGAAGAGCACAGAGGGAGACACAGAUUUGCAUGACAAUGGGCCAUUGCAUCAACCCUGUAGGAUAGUCGUGCUAGUCAAUGUCAGCCCUUUGGAGUUUGGACAUUGCCUCUUUGUUCCAGAUCCAUCAUGUUGUUUCCCGCAGACCCUGACGAGGUUUGCCAUCCAGGUUGGUAUUGAAUCUGUGCUCCUAAGCUCUGACCCUGGCUUUCGUGUGGGGUUCAACAGUCUGGGAGCAUUUGCCUCUGUCAAUCAUUUACACCUACAUGGAUAUUACCUAGACCACGAGCUCAAGAUAGAAUCUAUGCCAGUCAAACCACUGGUUCCUGAAAAGGGAUUUUUUCGCUUGCUGGACUUUCCUGCUGGCUUUUUGUUUUACACAGAAUCAGAGGAGGUGGAGAAAGUUGCCAGAGCCAUCUGUGAGGUCACAGACUUUCUUGUGGAUGGUAAUAUUUCUCACAACCUGUUCUUGACUAGAGGAUGCCCACCCCAUGAUUGCAUAGAGAAGGAAAAGGAUCACUGCUCAAGAAAAGGCGUGCGUAUCGCUGUUUGGCCCAGAAUAUCCUGCUUUGGUGCUAAAGAGGAGUCUGCCUUCAACGUUGCUCUUUGUGAGCUGGCUGGACAUUUGCCAUUUAAGAACAAGAAGGACUAUGAGCUCACCACUGAGAAAGACGUGAUAGAUAUAAUUCAGAGCUAUCUUCUGCCUGACAGUGAGUUUCUCAGGUUGGAACAGCAGCUUACGUGUCAUUUAAUGGAUUUAUAAAGUUUGGACACCAAGGCCAUGUCAAAAUUUGAGUUGGGCUAAAAUAUAACUAGAUUGAGUGCUGCAUGUAUUCAAAUGGACAGUUUUUGAUGAUAUAAAUUGGGAAAACAUCCUCAUGAUGUUGACGGCAGUGUGUGUGAGAUUAAGAAUGACUCCUUGGAGCUAAAGUAAAAAAAAUAGUCAAAGUAUUUUUUCUUGUCCAAAGAUACUCACUAUAUCUGCUUUUUUUUAUUAUUGAGAAUUCUCAGGGUAAAAUGUAUGCACUGUAUAGUGGCUCCAAGAUAUGUAGCACAGUUAAAAGACAAAAGUAGUGUCCACAGCAUGAGUGCUACUGUUUUGUCCAUAAACCAUGGCACACAACCGAGGUUAGUCUAGCACAGUCUGCACAGCAGCACAGUCCUGAAUAGAGCUUUAAACAGCUACGGUAACUGAUAUGUAAGUGUAGUCACUACCUUUCUUUACUUUGCCUUGGCACUUAUUCACACAUGUUGCACUAAUGAAACAUACUGCACAUAAAUAUAGAACAUGUACAAAAAUCUCCCUAACAAGGAGUGGACAGCAGUGCUCAGAUCAGAGUCGAUCAAAUAACACAUCCUCCCUGAGAAGCUCUUCAUCUGCUAGAAUUACAUCACCAAGGUAGCAGCGUUAAGUCGAGUGGAAUGAUCGAUGAGCCUAGGUACCUGCUCGCUCAUUUUAAUAAGGUUCAUCAUUAGUGAGUACAAAACAAGUGCACUGAUCUGUAUGUUUAGCUGCUGACAUGCCAAUUUUUCCCAGUGACAAUGAUUUAACAAUUUUUUAGUUGCCAUUUUGUGCUGCAUUGGCAAACAAAAUUGCAUGGUCUUAAUAUUUGACUGACGGACUAAAGAAACGACAUCCUGUCAGUAAUAAAUGCUACUUGUAGCACUUCAUAGAUCACUUGGAAAAACAGUCUGCUAAUAACUAUCUUUAGGACUAGUUGGUAGUAAAAUGUACACGUGCAUUACAUCUUUGUUAUACUGUAUGUAGUGGUGGAAGAGGCACUUGUUUACUUAAGUAAAAGUAGAAAUGUAAAACUGUAAAAAUACUCUGUUACAAGUAAACAGUGCUGCAUUAAAAAUAAAGUAAAUGUACUAUAACUUUAUAAAUAUUAUCAUGUAUGACAAAGAAAAGCAACGGUUCCUCACAUGAAAGAAGGUGUAACCAGAAAAUAUAGAUUUUUUUUCCAAAGUAUUUGUCAAUUAUCUAUUUAUGAAAUGACUAAUGGUUGCACCUCAAGGUUACUGAAUGGCUUAAUGAGUAUGAAAAAGUGUGCUCAACACAGUGAGGGAAUAGAAGCACUCAAACUGACCUGGAGAUACUUGCCUAAAAAGUGUAUGUUAUUCACUUUGUUUAUUUAUCACCCUUUGUAUCUGUUAUACAAGUCCAGGGAGUGUCACCUUCAUGGACCUCAUCGUCAUGGCUUAUUGGAGCCUGGUCGUGACCAGCCUGCACAGACUGGGUAGUGGAUACAAAUGAUUCAGGCUGUAUCUGCUGAUGCAUAAAUAACGUGAACUCAACAGUGACUGCUCAGAGAUAUCAUGUUCACUUAUACAGCUACCUCAUACUCAAAUAUACUGUGUGUAAAAUUUGUUAUGCGUAUCAAUCUGUGACCAUCUUUGAGCUGUAAAACUGCAUCACAUUAAACUCAGAAUGCCAGAAAUAUGAUCUUCCGUGCAUGUCUCGUCAUGCUGUAUUCAUGUUGAGGACGGUUGGUACAAUUUAUAUCUUGCAGUCAUAGCUGUCUGUUUCCCAGACAAGUUUAAGGCAAAGA